AUGUUUUCAGGGAGGCCUAGGCUACUACGAUUCGGCUCGCUUGACACAAGGCUGGGGAUGCAAAACUUGCCUCAGGAAGAAGAUGAAGAGCCGAAUUUCAAUUCCAGGACCAGAGAACGGUACCUCGAUCAGAGAUUGGGUAGUAAUGCGCCUCUCGACAUGUCGCACUCUAGAGAGCUUCCCCCCGCGUACCAUCGCACCACAGAAGAGGCGCGCAGAUACAGCUACAAGUAUGAAGUUUUACCACGAGGCUCCAUACGCAUUCUCACGUUAUAUGUCCCUUUGUGCUCCGUUCUGGACAGCGAGGCGUCAGACCUCCACUGCUCAAUCUCGACUCGAAGCUGGUGGGACGAAUCGGCGUCCAGUUUCGACUCGAUCUCCUAUGUCUGGGGCGACGAGGAACCUACAGAAUACCUCUACUGCGGUGAUUCGCAUAUCAAGAUUACUCCAAGGCUGCACGCCAUGCUUGUCCGUCUUCGAGAGGCAUCCACCAUAAACGGGCACGUGGGUCUGUUGUGCCUUUGGGUCGACGCAGUUUGUAUCAACCAAGACGAUCCUGUCGAAAGAGGUCACCAGGUCCGUACCAUGGACAAGAUCUUUCGGCGGGCAAGCCGCGUCCACGUCUUCCUGACGGAUGGAGUCAGCUCACCCGACUAUCAAGCUCAGUACUACGACAGUCAAUGGUUUCACCGUAGAUGGGUAGUUCAAGAGUUGCUUGUCUCGCGUCACAUUUUGGUGUAUCUACCAACGGACCCUUCGGACCUUGAAGCGUAUAAAGGUGCGGUGGAUUGGGAUGCACUAGUUAGACGCGCAAGCUGGUGCUACAGCAACACGUAUAUCGAACUGGAGGCAAAUGCCCUCAUUCGAAAAUUUCAGCAGCUCCGUGAAUCCGGCUCAACGUGGUUCAGCAUGUUGACUCUCCUGAAUCAAUUUCAACGCACUCAAUGCAAAGACGACAAGGACCGCAUCUUUGCUUACAUCGGUAUAGCAAGCGAUGUCUGGCCAGAGGACGAGACCAAGAGCAGCUGGAAGUCUGAAAUAGUUCCUCCAUCUGCUCUGAUCAAAUUUGAUCCAGAUUACACAAUGUCUGUGGAAGAGAUCUUCAUUCGCUUUGCUGUAGCUGUGCUUCGUUCCAGUCGACCAUUCGAAAUUCUACAGUGCGCAGGUGCGUUCAGAUCGUCGCCCUCGGGGCAUAACUGGGCGUCAGAAAUGAAGCGAAAUCAGCAUUCACCUGCUCAAUGCAAGUGCAAGGGCAAAGGGAAGAAGAGUGCUGCGUCGGACGUGAGUGCUGAAAAAUGUAACCACGUAGCCACAGCUGUCCAACACUUGCCCUCCUGGGUGCCUGACUGGCGCUACCAUUGUCUACACAAGCCUUUGCUUCGGUCCAGGGCAUUCAAUGCUGGAGGCUGGCGAAGACAGGCUGAAGAAAGCAUCAUCGUCGAUGGGCCAAGGAUCAGGAUGCGAGGAGCGACGUUUGGAAUUGUUGGCAGACGAAUAAAAUUGAAACGCUUUGACGACCUCAGACCAUUGGUGCAUAUAGACGGCGCGAGUCUGAACGGUUUCCCAAAUCACGACCUCUCGACGGACAGGAUCGGUAUACGGCUGCACAGCGGAACCGUAGGUGCAGCACCUUUCGCUACCCAAGUCGGCGACCUAGUAGUCCUGUUUCCAAAAGCAAGAACACCAUUUAUUCUGCGACCUAGUACCGAGCCUUGCUUCUUUGAACUUGUGGGUGACUGCGUGAUCGAUGGUGUGAUGGAAGGCCAAUUCGCUGGAUGGGCUUUGGAGCACGAGAGAGACUUCAUACUAAUCUGA
This is a messenger RNA of Verruconis gallopava, 1815 nucleotides long. RefSeq lists its product as uncharacterized. NCBI's taxonomy places the organism in Eukaryota, Fungi, Ascomycota, Dothideomycetes, Venturiales, Sympoventuriaceae. The transcript has a single exon. The record is from RefSeq and is a predicted model, not a curated record. The coding region runs from base 1 to 1815 and encodes 604 amino acids.